GUGUACAUGAGCUGCGGGGACCAUCCAGGCCUUAUUUCGGCGGUUCUCAAGUACGGCGACGCGUCCAGGGGCGGUGAUCCCGUGCUUUGGAGUGAGGUGCUCGAGUACUUCGUCACCCAACACGACAGCAAUCCGCCCACAAGCGACUGCAGCGCACAAAUACUGCAGCCCCGGCUAUUUCAGAACUCCCGCUGCUCCGCCUCGGGAGGACCCCUGGAGUUGCCUGUCGUACACUUCUUGUGUGGCCAUUCGUACAACCUCCGUCAGUUGGGGGAUAACGACCGGGAGUGUCCCCUGUGUGGGCCGGACCAGCGGAGGGUAAUUGAGAUACGGAACAGCAUGCAGGGGGCCUCCCUGCAGCCCGAGCGCUUCUUCGCGGAGUUGCGACAAUCGGCUGACGGCUUCGCGGUGGUGGCCGAACACUUCGGACGGGGGCUGAUGAACGUGACGCCGGUCGCGGCCGCUACGGCAGCGCCUGCCGGUGUCCCCGGAGGGCCAGUCGUACAGAGCAGUACAGUGGAGUACAACCCCGGACAGUAUUCAACAGUGUAUCUUCUCGUUGUGUAGUGGCCUAUCGGUUAUUUGGGACCCCAAGGGGUUGUUUCGGGGUCCGUUAAUCCGGUUAAGUACAAAGAAGUGUUGAAUCGGUUUCAUGAUUUAGAAAAGGGAAGUAAUUGACGCAGCUGACGGCAAACAAGGAGUGGAAUGUCGGACCUUUCGGAUUGAGGAACAGUACAUCAUCCUCUCUUUUAUGUACAAGCGACAUACAGACUGACAGACAUGCAUAAAAACUGACAGAAGAGCUACAUGGGGCGGUUUCGCCAUCUUACCACCUUCCCCCCUCUUCUUUCUUUUGGAGUCUCGCAUCCCAGUGAGGUGGUCAGGAUAUUGGUUAUCAUUGCACUGCUUUUAAUGUUGAUCGUCGU
This is a messenger RNA of Volvox carteri f. nagariensis, 926 nucleotides long. RefSeq lists its product as uncharacterized. Gene Ontology annotation, biological process: vacuole organization; organelle fusion; endosome organization. Gene Ontology annotation, molecular function: protein-macromolecule adaptor activity. The transcript is spliced from 4 exons. The record is from RefSeq and is a predicted model, not a curated record. Lineage: Eukaryota; Viridiplantae; Chlorophyta; Chlorophyceae; Chlamydomonadales; Volvocaceae. Bases 7 to 567 code for a protein of 186 amino acids. Gene Ontology annotation, cellular component: HOPS complex; endosome.